UUCAAAACGGAAUAAAUCUCACUUAAUUGAUCGUCAAACUAGUUACAAAUUACACAUUAAUUUGAGUCUGUAAUUAUCGAUAAUUUUAUUAACAGGCAAUUAAUCGAUUUCAAAAUUGAUCGUAUAAACGAAAUAACUAAUAUGGAGGUGAACUGUUGGAACAUUUAAAAUAAAACAGAGUCCGUUUCCCUCAUUUAAAAAAACUGAUGUAGGUUUUGGUUUAGGAGUUACGAUAACAAAAAACAAUCCUACUUACUUAGCAUUAGAACAUCGGUUUUUGGUCACAAAACCCACUUACCGUGGGUUACUGAGUCCAAAAUCCUGGCAUUAUCUGUGUUUUGUCAAAAAUAAUGACAGAUGACGAUAUACUUUAUACAGAGAGUCUCGGAAAUACUAGAGGGUUAGAAUUUAGCAACGUUAAGAAAGGUUUUUAAAUAUCAUUUCGAUUUAUUUAAGAAAAGGUCGAGAAAAAUGUUAAAUACAAAGAUUUUCCAUUAAAAUAUUAUCUAAAUGGAAUAUAUUAUUAUAUCUAUGUUAAUUGCUUCUUCCAUUUUGUGUCCACGGUCGUAAUAUUUGUACAAAAACAUAAAUGAAGUAACAAAACGUGUCAUCCCUCUCUUUAUUUUGAGAAAAACAGAGACAAAAUAAUGUUCCAAUACAAAUAUUACGACAGUGGAAACUAUUAAAUAAUCCGUAGACAAUCUUCGCAAUCGUAGUUUCCAGUAUCGAACGUUGUCUUGUUCAUUAAGAGCAAAAGUGGAUGCCAAAAGGGCCAAAAGUUUGAAGAUAAUUUACAAUAUUUUGAUAAAUUUUUAUUAGUGUAAUCUGUGUUUAUUAUUUUCUUAUUCUGUGACCAAAAAAUCUGAAAUCUCGUAUGCAUUAAGAGGUUGCCUAGACAACUAAGAUUGCAAACAUUGUAUUCAAAAUAAAUUUAGUAGGUACUACGUAGAAACAGUACCUUGGUGGGUAAGGUAGUCAUGUCGGGUAGAUAAUAAAAAAAAGUUUUGAAGCGUACUUCAUUUGUAUUUUAGUACAUCAGCAAUUUAUAAAAUAUAGUUACUAUAAUUGGUUAUUGGUAUUUAAUAAAAUAUAUUAAUAAUAGACUUCAAAAUACGCUUCCCAUAUCGAGUAUUCAUUCGAAAGCCAAAGAUCAAAUCUCAAAGCUUUGAAAAUGACACAUCUCUAUAUAAUUAUCAAUGGAUUUUAAAAACAUAAUUUGUAUGGUUAAAACAAUUUUACACACACAACAAAUUUUAACUAUGUGCAGAGAACAUUAACCAUAAAUUUAUAACAUAUAGAUACCAAAUCCGAAGCACAUAAGGGACGCGAAAAAAGGUUUUAUGUUAUGGAAAAUUCGUCAGUAUAUCUCAGUAUUCUAUGCAUCUCCUCCUCCGUCGAUUAGAAGUAGGCAAUGCAUCUGCAAUUAUCUAUGGGCAACUGUUGCUUCGUUAUUUCAGCGAUUUCAGCUGGCCGCACACACGCUAGCUACCUUAUAAUAUAAAAAAAAAACAAAAUGACAUUUCUAAAAUCGAUUCUUUAAUAGACGUCAAACUUAAAUUAAACAUUCCAUCUAUAAGGUUAUAUCUGUGUUUCAAAAAUGUAUUCGACAUAUUUAAUAUGAUCCCGUUAUUUGUCAGUGUUUUGACAGAGUGAAUUCAUUAUUGUGAGUAACUUUGUGUCCACUAGUAACUAAAAGAAGAAGAAGAGUAACUUUGUGGAUGAUUCAUUUUGAUCAGGUAUUACGUUUCAACACCUAACACGACAAUGACGUGACGCUUGGGACAUCGAGAAAUAGCUCUUUAUAGGAUAUAAGGAUAAAGAGCAGAAGUAACCAGGAAAGAACACUUAUGCAUCGGCCUUUAAGGCUCUUUUGUUAAAGAACCCGAAAAGUACGCACCCAUUGUCCCGUGUCGUACGAUCAGCAUGCACGACUCGCAACGGAUUUUACUUUGCUUUUUAUGAUUUAACAUAGCGCUGCGUCCAUCAUCGGAGCUGCCCGCAUCCCAUCAGGACCAAGCAAAUUCGUUUAGACCGUGCGGUGCGUCCGGCGCGACCCAAUGGGCGCGUACCUUAAGUAGGGUCUCUUUCACUAUAUUAUUGACAGAAGUAAUCGAGUUAUGGUCAUCAUGGAUAAGCUUAGCUAACGAAAACCUGAUGUAUCUUAAUCUAACAACUGUACUGGAAAAUACAUUUGCAGUUAUACAAAAUUUAGCAUUCAGAGCUUCGAAGUAAUUUUGGAAGUUUCAAAAUGCUAAGCAAAUUCGGGCCCAGGGCCCAACAACGAUCGGAGUCAUGGUGACUUGUGAUAACGAGGGCUCGUCUCACGGCGGGUUCGUGCUGGGUGGUCGCGAGGAUGACACACGCCGGUCCCGCGCACCUAGUAUAUCCUCGCUUUCUCUCUACAAGCAGAAGAUUGACGCCCUCUUCGAUGAUACCCGCUCGGUGACAAGCCUGCCCCGCUACGGGGCCACCGCAGAUGCUGUUCGAAGAGAUAGCAAAGUGAGUUUGAUACACGACCAUCAGGCGUUAAUAUACGAAGACGAUGAUGAUUACUGUCACAGGAUGAUGAAAAAGAUCGAUGGCUCCGUUCAGGACCGUAUAUCGAAGAUGUUCGCUGACAUGCACAACGAGCCCAGACAAAUACCCGACAAUAUCGGAGUUCACAUGUUCAGUGUACAUUAUCUGGGCUCAACACCUUUACAGAGUAAAGUCACCAGCCUAUCUGGACUUCAAACACCACUCAAAGAUUUAUAUUUCGCCUACAGGAGGAACUUUCGCCACAAAACAACGUUAACGGGCAGAUUAGAAAUAUCCAAUAGUGGUUUAAAAGUAAGAUAUAAAGGAGAUAAAGGGGAUUUGGAACAACUGAAUCCGUUCCCAACGAUAGCUGUAUGGUCAGCAGUAAAGUUUGUCGUACAACGCUCCGAUGACGAUGACAAUGAUUUGAGUUACGCUUUUAUGCCUCUAAUAACCGAUCCGGAUAACAUAGAUCGACAUGCAUUAUUCAAAACAUUAGAUACACCGGACAAAAAAUACAUCCUCUCCCACAACGAGAAUUCGCAUUCGCCUCUUUUCGCUGUAGUGAUGAGGAAGAUCGGAGUUGCUAAACAACUGGAGUGUCAUGGGUUUGUAUGUCAAACGUCAGAAGACGCAAUCGUUAUAGCAGCUACGUUAUACAAAUCUCUUAUGUCACACAUGAAUCGUCAAGGUCAUUCUGAUAAAAAUAAAUUCAAAAAUCGCAACGGCGUCAGCUGCAUGAGUAUAACCAGCAGUGUCCAAGAUCGCGACACUCCGAUCCGACCUCCGCGGAAAAAGCGAAGCACUUCGUCUUUAAGUGGAGACAGUGAUAGAGCUGACGGAUUCUCAGGGAGUGGGUCAUUCAGUGAUAAGACUAGAUUAGAAAGAAAGUCAUCAACUUCAUCAGAAAACGUAUUGAUAUAUCAUUCACAGCCAGUUCUAAACUAUGAAUCGAAACGAAUAACACUAGAAGAAGUUAAGGCUAAAUUAGAUACGAUUAAACAGGAUGCUAGUGGUAGUAACACACCGGAACAAAAGAAACCAACUCAAGAAUUUAAUAGUUCUAAUAAUAUUUAUACUAAACAAAAACAUGGCAGUACUGAAUCUACAGUACGAAGUCAAGUGUCAGAGAAGAUUGAAUUAUUUAGGGAAUUGGAGAGAAGAAAAAGUAUUCAAAGGCCACCGACUUUACCACCUCCCAUACCAUCGAAACCGCAGUUGCCACCACCGGACCCACCAACCAAAGAAACAUUAAGACGAACGCAGAGCGGAAGAAAGUCAUUAAGUGAGUCGGGAGACAUUUUGACAAAAGUGGCUAUACCCCGCUCUGGAAGUUUUUUAAAUGCCGGUGGAUUGACUCGCUACAAGUCUAUAGGACAUAGAAACAACGGCAAGAAAGGAGGCGGUUCACCAUUGGGUUUUAACGAACUAUUUAACGAAUUUAAAGUACAGGAAAAUUUACAUUCUAUGGAUGAAAUACUCAAUGCCAUAAUAGAUCCUGAAGGAAUGUCAUUCAAUGAUCUGAAACCUAUUUACAAAGAGUUUCUGUUAAAAUUAGCAGUAACAUUAACGAAAGACGAAAUAUUUCAACACAGCAAAGCGAUAAUGAAGAAGCAAAAGAAGAAGAUAUUAAGACGCAAUAAUACAUUCCAAAGCAAAAGAAGAAAAAUAUUUAAAGGAGCUAGUGGACUAAAAAUGGUUUUUAGAUUACCUUUUAGUAAAGAUACUAGGAGAAAGGAAUCUAAGAAACAAAUAAGUGCGAUAGAAUCAGAAAUAGGUACUAAGGAACCGGUAUCAGAAAGUUCAGUUUCAACGUCAAGUUAUGAUAUUAGACAAUUCCGUCCGAAGGAAUCACCACCAAUACAACCGAAAAGACAAACAAUGCGACAAAGAAAGAGAUCAGAUAAAGUUGUUCACGUAUCAAAAAGGAAUGGAAAAGUAUCAAGACCUGGAGAGAGGACAUCUACAUCUGAAGAUUCAGAUUUUUUGACUCUUAGCAAUCGUCUUGGUUGUCAAAAUAGGAACAGUUCAAGUGGUUAUGUGUCUUGUUCAGAAUGUGAGUCGGAGAGCUGCGUAGAUCGUUGCUAUUGUUCAUUAAAAGGUGAAUGCAAAACAAAAUGUUACUGUUCGGAAAUUGAUCUCGCUAAAGAACCAUCGAAGACUCGUUUGAUUAGUAAAAGCUGUAAAGAUUGCUCCAAAGAAGUGUACGAUGGAGACUACAGUUACUGUUCUUGUGAUUCUGAGAGUUGUGAAGAUAGUAACAAAUGUUACUGCACCAGCCCACGUAGAAGUACUAUGCAAAGUUCUCAGAGUUUAGAAUAUCUGCGCAGUCCCACACAAAGGAGCUACUCGGAUAGAAUGAAGCGCGCCUUUGAUGACUAUGACUAUAAAGUCACUAGAGCGAGAUCAAGUGCUGCGUCGAGCCGUCGCCGCGAGGAGCGAGCUCGGCGCGCGCGCAGCUCCGACAGCCUGGCGCUGGACUACGAGCUGCUGCUGCAGAACAAGCCGCGAGAUGCCGCCCGCCGCAACAUGCAGCGUCUUACUGUUCGCAGUACCGGUGCAGGCUCACACGACGCUCUCAGUGUUAAGAAGUCAGCAGAGAUGGCGGCUCUGUUCGCAGACGUCCGUCUAUCUCAGAGAACAGAUGUACGCUCUCUGGCCGGAGGGCGAAGGUCCAGGCCUCCGCCCCUGCCGCCGACCCCGCCGCGGAACGCCCCGCAAAUAGCUAGAAUGUUCGACCACAUGCCUUUAAGCAGGAACGCUAGUCUUGAAGACACUUUAGGGUAUUUGCCCUAG
This is a messenger RNA of Papilio xuthus (Asian swallowtail), 5313 nucleotides long. RefSeq lists its product as uncharacterized. The coding region runs from base 2293 to 5313 and encodes 1006 amino acids. NCBI's taxonomy places the organism in Eukaryota, Metazoa, Arthropoda, Insecta, Lepidoptera, Papilionidae. The record is from RefSeq and is a predicted model, not a curated record. The transcript has 9 exons.